Messenger RNA from Aspergillus piperis CBS 112811, 924 nucleotides. RefSeq lists its product as uncharacterized. The transcript has 3 exons. Bases 1 to 924 code for a protein of 307 amino acids. NCBI's taxonomy places the organism in Eukaryota, Fungi, Ascomycota, Eurotiomycetes, Eurotiales, Aspergillaceae. The record is from RefSeq and is a predicted model, not a curated record.
AUGCUGCAAGACCAGCAGCAUAGCGCACGAACGCUGUACCACCACACCUGGGCUAUCCGCUUGAUCAACGAACGGUUAGCACAAACAGAGCCAGUCCUAGACUAUGGAACUCUGGGAGCGGUAGUACCCUUGCUAUAUUACAACAUGCUUGCACUUGACCGAGAUUCCGCGGUCGCGCACCAGAAAGGCCUGGUGAAGAUGCUUCUUGCGACGCCCCAAUCCUUUCGAGCCGACAUAGGACCCCUGAUUGCCAUUGUCAAGAUUGCCAUGCUCUCGUUCGCCUGCAUAUAUGACGUGCUCCCUGUCUGGGACUGCUUAUCCUCUGAAUCAGUUCGCCCGAACACCAUCCUUCGGAAUGUCGUGUCGAGGGCCACCUUGAGCAACGAUGAGUCGUCUUUCGAGAAAGAGACUGCAGAUGCAAUAUUGGACGUGUACGAAGCCAUAUCACGGCUUGAUUAUAUAGUCCACGGCGAACGCGGUAGUAUUUCUGCUGAAGUUGAGCGUGCGCUCUCUUUCGCAACCACGAAGUCUUGGACUGGUAGGCCCGAAUCUAGCCUCCCCCUUACUCCGCCAGAGACGCUUAAUGUAUGCUGCCAAAUCUGCUGCGAAUUGUUCUGGAAAGUGCUUCUACGAUCAUCGCACUCUCAACGAGCACCAGACAUGGCUGGAGACCAUGCAGUCCGGCAGCUUCUAAAAUACCUGUCGCAAAUAGAGCCGUUAUACUGGAUCCGCAACGCUCCGGAAGUGUUCACAUGGGCUGCCUUUACCGGCGCGGCUGCGUCGGAGCACCAAGAUACGUGCGUUGCUUUCAUCAGCAAAGCGGGAACCAUAUUGACAGCCAUCGACGACGAAGAACUGACUCUUAUACGGCAAGGGUGGAGGUAUUUCCGCCUGCUAAAAGGUCUUGCUGGAGAUGAUAACUAG